Pseudophryne corroboree (corroboree frog) is the source of this 2979-nucleotide messenger RNA. RefSeq names its product junction plakoglobin (gene JUP). Bases 161 to 2380 code for a protein of 739 amino acids. Gene Ontology annotation, biological process: cell-cell adhesion; positive regulation of transcription by RNA polymerase II; canonical Wnt signaling pathway. The transcript has 15 exons. NCBI's taxonomy places the organism in Eukaryota, Metazoa, Chordata, Amphibia, Anura, Myobatrachidae. Gene Ontology annotation, molecular function: nuclear receptor binding; transcription coactivator activity; alpha-catenin binding. Gene Ontology annotation, cellular component: cytoplasm; adherens junction; catenin complex. The record is from RefSeq and is a predicted model, not a curated record.
GUUUGAGUAGGGGCGGCUCGUCAUUGGCUAAGUGGGGGGUGUCGCUGUCAGCCAGCUCGGUGUUGGGGUUAGUAGUCGGAGUGCCGAGGUCUGGGAGAGUCUUGAGCAGAGUCUGGGGAUUGAUUCGCUGCUUCCAGCGACACGUACCGCGGGAAGUAAAAUGGAGUUGAUGGAUGUAGUGGAUCGGCCUAUUAAGGUCACAGAGUGGCAAAAAACCUAUACCUACGACUCUGGCAUAAACUCUGGCGUUAAUACCUCUGCACCGUCUCUGAACGGCAAGACUCUGCUGAUGGAGGACGACGAUAUGGGCUAUUCGAAGCAGUACACAACAGUGAAAACCACCACAUACACACAGCAACAAGCUCCAGAGGUAGAGUCUCAGCUUGCCAUGACACGAGCCCAGCGUGUCCGUGCAGCUAUGUAUCCUGAGACCGUUGAAGACCACUCUUCCUACCUGCUAGCCACACAGAUUGAUGGGCAACAGACCAAUGUGCAGAAACUGGCAGAGCCCUCGCAGAUGCUGAAAUCUGCCAUUGUCCAUCUUAUUAACUACCAGGAUGAUGCUGAAUUGGCCAUCCGUGCCAUCCCAGAGUUAACCAAACUCCUGAACGAUGAGGAUCCGGUGGUGGUAAACAAGGCUUCUAUGAUUGUGAACCAGCUGUCAAAAAAGGAAGCAUCCCGCAGAGCACUGAUGCAGUCCCCUCAGAUCGUGGCAGCUGUGGUGCGGACCAUGCAGAACACAAGUGACAUGGAAACUGCCCGUUGUACCACAAGCAUCUUGCACAAUCUGUCCCACCACCGCGAGGGACUUUUGUCCAUUUUCAAGUCUGGAGGAAUUCCCGCUCUUGUUCGUAUGCUUAGUUCUCCUGUGGAAUCGGUGCUAUUUUAUGCAAUUACCACUUUGCACAAUCUCCUCCUGUACCAAGAAGGUGCCAAGAUGGCUGUGCGUCUAGCUGAUGGCCUGCAGAAAAUGGUUCCCUUGCUCAACAAGAAUAACCCCAAGUUCUUAGCCAUCACAACAGAUUGCCUGCAGCUUCUGGCAUAUGGAAAUCAGGAAAGCAAGCUCAUUAUCUUGGCCAACGGGGGACCGCAAGGUCUUGUGACAAUCAUGAGGACCUACAACUAUGAGAAGCUCUUGUGGACCACAAGCAGAGUGCUGAAAGUGUUGUCUGUAUGUCCAAGCAACAAACCAGCCAUUGUUGAAGCCGGAGGAAUGCAGGCUCUGGGGAAGCAUCUCUCCAGCACAAGCCCUAGACUUGUACAGAACUGUUUGUGGACUCUGCGGAAUCUGUCUGAUGUGGCCACUAAGCAGGAGGGUCUGGAUAACGUGCUGAAAAUCCUGGUCAACCAAUUGAGCUCAGAUGAUGUCAAUGUUCUCACUUGUGCCACCGGUACCCUGUCCAACUUGACAUGCAAUAACAGCCGCAACAAAACUCUGGUGACCCAAAGCAAUGGGGUUGAAUCUCUAAUCCAUACUAUCUUGCGAGCAAGUGACAAAGAUGACAUUGCCGAGCCUGCUGUCUGUGCUCUGCGCCAUCUAACCAGUCGUCACCCGGAUGCAGAAGUGGCUCAGAAUUCUGUACGACUUCACUAUGGCAUUCCAGCCAUUGUCAAAUUGAUUAACCCACCUUUCCAGUGGCCACUGGUCAAGGCAACUAUUGGCUUGAUUAGAAACCUGGCUCUGUGCCCAGCCAAUCAUGCCCCACUUCAUGAUGCUGGUGUCAUCCCCCGUCUGGUCCAGCUGCUGGUUAAGGCGCAUCAGGAUGCACAGAGACACGCUGCGUCAGGAACCCAGCAACCCUACACGGAUGGUGUCAGAAUGGAGGAAAUAGUGGAAGGCUGCACUGGAGCCCUUCACAUCCUGGCUAGAGAGCCCAUGAACCGCAUGGAAAUCUACAGGCUCAACACAAUCCCCUUGUUUGUACAGCUCCUGUACUCUCCUGUUGAGAACAUACAGAGAGUUGCUGCUGGGGUGCUCUGUGAGCUUGCACAGGACAAAGAGGCAGCAGACACCAUUGAUGCGGAGGGUGCAUCUGCUCCACUUAUGGAACUACUGCAUUCCCGUAAUGAGGGCACAGCCACCUAUGCUGCUGCUGUCCUAUUCCGCAUUUCUGAGGACAAGAACCCUGACUAUAGAAAGAGGGUAUCAGUGGAGCUUACCAAUGCCAUUUUCCGCCAGGACCCUGCAGCCUGGGAAGCAGCGCAGAGCAUGAUUCCCAUUGGUGAUCCUUACCCAGAUGAAAUUGAAAAUUAUCGUUCCAUGUACGCAGAGGACAUUCCCUUAGAUCAUAUGGGGGAUCUUGAGCCAGAAUACGGAAUGGAUGCUUACAGUGAUCACGGAGGAAGAAUGGGAUACCCCGAUAACAACAUGAUGGCCUAAUUCCACAUGCACAAGUCCCUUACUGUGGAAGAGCAUAAUCAAGACAGAAGUGCCUACCAAGAACUUGUUCCUGCAUCUCCUUUACCCAACUUUUCCUUUUUAAAAAGAGCUUUUAUUUGAUGGACUUUUGCAUGGGGUCAAUUUCUUAUAUAACCUGUGCUCAACAUAAGGGGUCCUGCUUAUAGAAUGCUGCAUAUUAGCCUCUGUCUACUGGGCAGUGAGGUUAAUAAACCAUUCUUCUCCAUGCCUUUUUAAAUAUUAAUUUUGUGCAUUGGCCUGAAGACUUUUUUCUAUAGAUUUAUAAAUAUAUAUAAAUGUGUUUCUUUUUUUUAUAAUUUUAACAUGAAAAGGCUUCUACUCAACAUUAUUUUUACAAAGAAGUUUUUGGGUUUGUUUGUUUUUUUCUUUUUAAGAGAUUUAUUAACUGUUUAGAGUGUUUGGUUACCCAAUGUUAAUGUGCUCUAUUGGCUUGACAAUGCCACAUUUAAAGACUUCACCUUUCUCCCUUUUGUCUGCAAUCCCACACUGUUAACAUUCUUGUAAGUAGUGAAUCUCUGUUCAGUGGUAAUCAUUUUUGUGAAUAAAUCUAUUAACACUCA